AAGCGUCGACCUGCGGUGUCACACGUGUAGAACAUAAAAAGCGUGUGAGUCGUCGCCCAUGAACUAUAGUCAGAUAAGGUGUUAUCAUUUCACUUCUUGGUGAAUCCUGAUCAGUGAUCGGUGUCACCAUGGCCUCUCAACUUCUUCCUCAGGCACUGCAUCUUAUCCCAAGAAACCCUUCCCUUCCUUCAAAGAAGCUAGAGUUGUCCGCUUUUACCUCUCGUAGCCGCUUAGUUGCUUCUAAGGUUUCGGCUUCUAGGGCUUCAGUGACUCUACUGGCAUCUAAGUUCCCCUUCUGUAUACAUGCAAAAACAGCGAGAGAUGUUGUCGUGAGAGCAGAGUCCAGUUCGGAAAGUGAAGUCGAAGCGACUGAGGAUAAUGUUGAAGAAACGGAAGUCGAAGGAGGCGCUGAAUUAGAAAUAGGAGCGGAGGCAGCUGAGGUGAAUAGCGAAGAGGAAGUAAAGGAGCCAAGGAAAUCUAGGACUAGGCUUGGGGAGAUAAUGGGGAUAUUGAACAAAAGAGCAAUUGAGGCAUCAGAGAGCGUACGACCUAUUCCAGAUAUUAGAACCGGUGAUAUUGUGGAGAUUAAAUUGGAGGUUCCUGAAAAUAGGCGGAGAUUGUCCAUCUACAAAGGUAUUGUUAUGUCAAAACAGAAUGCUGGUGUCCACACUACCAUACGGAUUCGGAGAAUCAUUGCUGGUAUUGGUGUUGAGAUUGUAUUUCCUCUUUAUUCACCAAACAUUAAGGAGAUAAAAGUAGUCAGCCACAGGAAAGUCAGGAGGGCACGGCUGUACUAUCUUAGAGAAAAGCUUCCCAGGCUCUCCACCUUCAAAUGAAAAAGUACCAAGCUUUAUCUUUUUUCAGUCAGUUUCACUUCACCUCAAGGCAAUGUCUUCAAGGUUGAGAUAUUGUAAGAUUAUACUUCCCUCCCAUCAAUUUUUGCUCCUUUUUUCUUUCCUUCCAGUGAAAUGAGUACUUUUAUUGUUUGCUUACAUUUGCAAAAGGAAAUUCAAAUCAGUUUCUGGGUAUGCUAACUA
Carica papaya (papaya) is the source of this 1037-nucleotide messenger RNA. RefSeq names its product Ribosomal protein L19 family protein. The record is from RefSeq and is a predicted model, not a curated record. Gene Ontology annotation, biological process: translation. Gene Ontology annotation, cellular component: ribosome. Gene Ontology annotation, molecular function: structural constituent of ribosome. Lineage: Eukaryota; Viridiplantae; Streptophyta; Magnoliopsida; Brassicales; Caricaceae.